AUGGAGUGGGUCAGGGAACACUUACACCUGAGAUGUACUACAGGCCACCACAUACUGCAUGUAUAAGUCCAAGGCAAAUGAAGAAAUACGCUGAGCAAACAAGAGUGUCUGCUGUACCUGAAGCAGUCUCAGCAGCAGCAGAAGGUACCUGUGGUGGAUUUCCAGGUAGAACUGAGACAGGCAUUCUUAGCCGAGACACCAAGAGGUUGUUAA
Messenger RNA from Sus scrofa (pig), 213 nucleotides. RefSeq names its product SNRPN upstream reading frame protein. Gene Ontology annotation, cellular component: nuclear speck. The record is from RefSeq and is a predicted model, not a curated record. NCBI's taxonomy places the organism in Eukaryota, Metazoa, Chordata, Mammalia, Artiodactyla, Suidae.